Messenger RNA from Dunckerocampus dactyliophorus (ringed pipefish), 2215 nucleotides. Its product is annotated as excitatory amino acid transporter 5-like. The transcript has 11 exons. The coding region runs from base 164 to 1840 and encodes 558 amino acids. Gene Ontology annotation, biological process: L-glutamate transmembrane transport. Lineage: Eukaryota; Metazoa; Chordata; Actinopteri; Syngnathiformes; Syngnathidae. Gene Ontology annotation, cellular component: plasma membrane. The record is from RefSeq and is a predicted model, not a curated record. Gene Ontology annotation, molecular function: glutamate:sodium symporter activity; neutral L-amino acid transmembrane transporter activity; L-glutamate transmembrane transporter activity.
CCUGUAAUGAGCCAGAGAGAACACUUGCUGUCUUGAGACUGAAUGAGCACAUCACUGUCGAGAGCAGACAACCAACGGCAACUGUCGUCCCUCUUGUCGACUCUAGUGGACGGCGGCUCUCGCUCGAGGGGACGCAGAGGGCGGGGGUCCCUGGUGGGUCGGGAUGGAGUUGUGUAAGAAAAUGUUGCCCAACGUGAUACCGAUGAAGAUCAGAGCGUACGUGAACGACUACUGCAGGAGGAACGGCCUACUGACUCUCUCUGUGUUUGCGGUGGUGACGGGCUGCGCGCUCGGAUUCAUCCUGAGGUCACUCAACCUGUCUACACAGGCCAAGAUCUACUUCUCCUUCCCUGGGGAACUGCUGAUGAGGAUGUUAAAAAUGCUGAUUCUGCCUCUCAUCACGUCCAGUCUUAUGUCCGGUUUGUCAGCCAUGGACACGAAAGCCAGCGGUCGUCUGGGGGUCCUGACCAUCACCUACUACCUGUGGACAACCUUCAUCGCCGUCAUCGUCGGCAUCGUGCUUGUCCUCAUCAUCCACCCGGGGACAGGCGCUGAGAAGGACGGCCACCACUCGAGCUCGGGUCCUGUUAUGACUUCAGCUGAUGCUCUUCUGGACCUCAUCAGGAACAUGAUCCCUUCCAAUCUCAUCGAAGCAACCUUCCAGCAGUACCGAACAGACCUGGUACCCAUCGUGCAGAGCUCCAACAUCAAAGAGUCGCAGGCUAACUACGUGUACGUCAUGCCCGACUACCACAACCCUCGCCUGGGCCACCCGGUCUUCCUGGAGAUCACCCCGGCCCCCGACAUCAACUACAAGAUUGUUCCCAGUACCAGCAAGGGCAUGAACGUCCUGGGGAUCGUCAUCUUCUCAGCCGCCAUGGGUCUGCUGCUGGGGAAGAUGGGAGAGCGAGGAGCCCCGCUGGUCAACGUGUGCCAGUGCAUCAACGAGUGCGUCAUGAAGAUCAUUAACGCAGCCAUGUGGUACUUCCCUUUCGGAAUCGUGUUCCUGGUGGCAGGGAAGAUUCUGGACAUGCAUGACCCGGCUCACUUGGGGGAGAAACUGGGCAUGUACUUCAUCACGGUUCUGUCUGGCCUCUUUGUGCACGGCCUCAUCUUGCUGCCCCUCUUCUACUUCUUCUUCACCCGCAAAAACCCCUUCACCUUCAUCAGGGGCCUGCUGCAAGCUCUCGUCAUCGCCUUGGCUACCUCUUCAAGCUCGGCCACUCUGCCGAUCACCAUGAAGUGUCUGUUGGAAAACUGUGGUGUGGACCGGCAGAUUGCUCGCUUCGUUCUACCUGUGGGGGCAACCAUCAACAUGGACGGCACGGCCUUGUAUGAGGCGGUGGCGGCCAUCUUCAUAGCUCAAGUCAACGAGUAUGACUUGGACUUUGGUCAGCUGGUCACCAUUAGCAUAACCGCCACAGCAGCAAGCAUCGGGGCAGCAGGAAUACCUCAAGCUGGUCUGGUGACCAUGGUGAUAGUCCUGACCUCUGUGGGGUUGCCGCCUGCUGACAUCUCUCUGAUUGUGGCCAUUGAUUGGGUUCUCGAUCGCUUCAGGACGAUGAUCAAUGUCCUCGGCGAUGCCUUAGCGGCCGGAAUCAUGGCGCAUGUAUGCAAGAAAGACUUCGAGAGGGCGGCAGCUACAGCCACCACCGCCUCGUCCGUUGUCAGUAACGGAGGAGGAUCCAAAAGGAGAGACACAGUGAUCUCGGUGGGUAACCAGAGCGUGACGCUGUCUGACGCGCCCCUGAUGGCACACCGCUGCGACUUUGUAUUUGAGGUGGACGGGGACAACAUCCUGGAGAAACCUGUGACCUGCUACAACCUCUGCCAAGUCUAGAGACACCUACUCCCGCCAGCGGGGCCCUGCCACCGACCAAACACCCACCUGAGACCCAAGCUUUCGCCAGUGCCUAAGAGAAACCUUCACUACUUCAUGUACAUUUUGCUGUCAUUGCACUGCAAUUGGAGGAUAGUCAUUGAGUUUUACGCUUUCACUGUAGGGAGUUUCCUAGUUAGACUCCAGUCAAGUUGCCUUAAAGUGAUCUCACUCAUACUGAGACCGCAGCAGCUGAAUGACAAGCAGUAGACCUAGAACAGUCACAAAAGUAUACAACAAAAACAGCAACAUUUUCCUAGUCAAGACUGUUUUUAUACCAAUGGUUGUUUUUUUGUGCGUAUGUUUUCCAAAUAAAACUUGCCUGACUCAACCUGU